Molecule: messenger RNA, 2876 nt
Organism: Erythranthe guttata (spotted monkey flower)
Lineage: Eukaryota; Viridiplantae; Streptophyta; Magnoliopsida; Lamiales; Phrymaceae
Product: 30-kDa cleavage and polyadenylation specificity factor 30
Biological process (GO): mRNA splicing, via spliceosome; regulation of mRNA splicing, via spliceosome
Cellular component (GO): nucleoplasm
Molecular function (GO): N6-methyladenosine-containing RNA reader activity; mRNA binding; metal ion binding
Source: RefSeq, a predicted model, not a curated record
AUUAAUGAAGCUUACUUUCUUGGCUUAAAAAAAAGAAAAGGAAAAAGCAAAUGAGGAUUUUAUAGUAAUUUCAUAAGUAAAAAUUAAAUCAUAUUGCUAAAGGUUUGGGGUUUAUUAGACAUGAUAUCAUAAUCUAUAGGAAAUGGGCCGAACUAAUAAUGUAUUAGAAAAGAGUUCACAUAGAAAAAGCCUACAAACUAAGUGAUGCAUUGAAAUGUUGUACCACAUAUAUCAAUACUUGUACACGAUAAAAGGGCGUGGCCCAAAUGUGAUUUGAUUCGACACAGAAGUACAAUCAUCAAUGCAUAAGGUAACAUCCCUAAAUUUGUUGUCUGCGUUUCUCUCAGUUUUCCCCCUUCUUCCCCAUUAACUGCAACUUCCGGUGAACCUGAAAAUUGUCGCUCUGCAACUCCGAAACCCCAUCGUUCACCGCCUGUCCGCCGUAUACACACACACACACACACACCGGUAUUUUAUUUUUUCAAUUUUUUUUAAAUUAUUGUACAUAUGGAUGACGGAGAAGGUGGUUUAAACUUUGAUUUCGAGGGCGGGCUGGAUGCGGGCCCGAUUCAUCCGACUGCAUCGGUACCCGUAAUCCAAUCCUCGGCGGAUGCGAACAUCGCAUCAGCCGCGGCGGCGAAUGGCAACAACCAUUCUGCAGGCCCCGUGCCGGCGACUCAGGCGGCGGAGGGGAUGGGUGGUGGGGGAAGGCGGAGUUUCCGGCAGACUGUGUGCCGACACUGGCUGCGAUCACUGUGCAUGAAAGGGGAGGCCUGUGGGUUCCUUCAUCAGUACGACAAGUCGCGGAUGCCGGUUUGCCGAUUCUUCCGCCAAUAUGGUGAAUGCCGCGAGCAGGAUUGCGUGUACAAACACACGAAUGAUGAUAUAAAGGAGUGCCAUAUGUAUAAACUGGGAUUUUGUCCAAAUGGCACCGACUGUAGAUACAGGCAUGCAAAGCUGCCUGGACCUCCGCCUCCCGUGGAAGAAGUUCUUCAGAGGAUUCAGCAGUUGACUUCAUACAACCAUGGAAACUCUAACAGAUUUCAAAACCGUAAUUCAAAUUUUUCCCAGCAGGCAGAAAAGUCGCAGUUCUCACAAGGAACUAAUGGCACAAAUCAAAUAGGAAAAAGUAGAAUAACAGAGGCUGCUAAUGUGCUCCAACAACCACAACUUCAGCAGCAGGGCAGCCAAGGUCAAACACUGAAUCCUUCCAAUAGCCAGCAAAAUCAAGCUAGUAGGACUGCUACACCCUUGCCCCAAGGAACAUCUAGGUACUUUGUGGUCAAAAGUUGCAACAACGAGAAUCUGGAGCUGUCUGUACAACAAGGAGUAUGGGCAACUCAGAGAAGCAAUGAGGCAAAACUUAAUGAAGCUUUUGAAUCUGUUGAUAAUAUCAUUUUAAUCUUUUCAGUUAACAAGACUCGACAUUUCCAGGGAUGUGCAAAGAUGACAUCCAGAAUUGGCGGUUCUAUUAGUGGAGGAAACUGGAAGAAUGCUCAUGGAACUGCUCAUUAUGGACAAAAUUUCUCUGUCAAAUGGUUGAAGCUUGGUGAAUUAUCCUUCAACAAAACACGGCAUUUGAGAAACCCAUUCAAUGAGAACUUACCAGUAAAGAUAAGUAGGGACUGUCAGGAACUCGAGCCUUCUAUUGGUGAGCAGUUGGCGUCCUUGCUGUACCUUGAACCAGACAGUGAUCUUAUGGCCGUCGCACUGGCAGCAGAAGCAAAGCGAGAAGAGGAGAAGGCAAAGGGAGUAAACCUCGAGAAUGAGAAUGAAAAUCCAGAUAUUGCACCGUUUGAAGAUAAUGAAGAGGAAGAGGAAGAAGAAGAAGAAAGUGAAGAAGAGGAUGAAAACCCAGGACACGUUUUUGGAGCUCAAGCAAGGGGAAGGGGCAGAGGAAUGGGAAUGAUGUGGCCUCCUCAAAUGCCUCUUGCACGUGGACCCCACACUUUCCCCGGCCCCCGAGGCUUCCCCCCCAACUUGAUGGGGGCCGAUGGAUUUUCUUACGGACAUAUGACUCCUGACGGUUUCCCCAUGCACGAUCCUUUUGCAAUGAUUCCCCGCGGCUACGGACCAGCGUACGGUCCUAGAUUUCCCGGUGAUUUUGUGGGUCCUGCCCCUGGGAUGAUGUUCCCUGGUCGUCCUUCUGGUCGAUUUGGGAUGAUGAUGGGCCCAGGGCGGGCCCCUUUUGUGGGUCCCGGUAGGGCUCCUUUUUAUCCACCACCACCGCCGCAGCCAGGUCAGCAAAAUCAGAAUAGAGCGAAGAGAGAUCAGAAAGGACCAACUAAUAGCUAUAGGAAUGAUGGCUCGGAUGAACAACAAGGUAAGGUUAAAGAGGCAGCAGGCGAUGUAGGGCAGAAUCGUGGAAAUAUUAUUAUUCAUGGAAAUAACGAUGAAAGUGAAAGUGAGGAUGAAGCUCCAAGAAGGUCUAGACAUGGGGAAGGAAAGAAGAAGAGGCGUAGCCUUGAGGCUGAUUCUUCUGAUGAACCUGUGUAAGUAAAAAGUUUGUUAUCAUCUCAACUUCCUCGCCUUGGAGUAUGGUAAGACGUGUAAUUUAAUGGACAUUGGUUGAGCUUCUCAGAAUCAUGAGCAGAUUUCAUCUUAACAGGACAAGUAAUUUGUUUUGUGUUUGUGGAUACAGACUGUUUGUAUCCUACUAGUGCCAUGAUCAUCUAAGUUCCUGUUAAGGAAAAACCGAUGCGGCAAACAGUAUUGGGUUAAAUUAUGUUUACCUUGAAUCUCAAAUAGUUAGCCUAUUUAACAGGACUAUCAUUCUAUUUUAUCUGGAAAUUUUAGGCAAUGUUUAUUAUGUAUUUGGGUGAUGUUUAUGAAACAGGGGUUAUAUAUUAGUAAUAAUGCAUUUUUUGUUUUAAUCA